AUGGCUACAAAUCAGUCUGAAUUUGCUGAAAUAUACCAAUACGCCAAAAGUAACAUAAAUCAUGAUGCAAUCUAUCGAGCAAUUUUAUACAAUUCGUCUUUCCUAACGACGAUACCACCGAAUGAAACAUUAUCCAUUUUACAUCAUAUUGUAAGUCAUGGCAAUUUAGACUUGUUUAGUAGUGUAAUUGCUAUUCCACACUUAAAAUUUAUUCUAUUAGCCAAAAGUACAGGAAAACCAUCAAAAGAUAUCCUCGAAAUUUCAUAUGAAAAUAUAAAAAAAAGUCCACAGCAUAAAGCGCUAUUUAAAAGAAUAAAAGAAUUAAAUGAACUUGAUACAUUUAUUGAAUAUGCAAAACACAAUCAACGUGAAAAAUGGAAACAAAUGUUAAAUGGAACGGAUACUGAUUUAGUUAAUAUGAAACCACCUUAUAGAAAAUAUUAUUUAAUACAUCAUCUAGCUUACACCAAUAACCGUCAUGAUUUUGAUGAGCUAAGAAAUGUGGCUGGUUGUCAUAUUAACAUGUUACUAUUAACUAAUGAUGGUAAAACAGCAGCUGAAGUAGCAUUUGAGAAUCAUCAUAAAGAUUUUGGAAAUUAUUUAGAAUCACUCUCACCGGAAAUGAGAAACAUACGUGAAAAACAUCAAGCAAUGAGCCGAUAUACAAUAAUACCAGAGAAACACGAAACUUAUGUUGAAGGACAAUUAAAGUCAUUGCAAUCACCAAAUAAUAUGUUGUCAUGUUUUACAUGUCCAUUAACAAAGGAAUUAUUUAUUGAUCCCGUCGUUUGUGCCGAUGGAUUUACAUAUGAACGAACAGAGAUUCAACGAUGGUUAAAUGGUGGUCAGACUAGAUCGCCAAUGACCAAUAUGGAGUUAUCCAACACGAAUUUAGUACCGAAUCUUGUCCUAAAAUCAGCAUUGGACGAAUUGAGAGCGAAAGCACACGAAAAAUGA
This is a messenger RNA of Didymodactylos carnosus, 957 nucleotides long. The record is from the annotation of a GenBank genome assembly. NCBI's taxonomy places the organism in Eukaryota, Metazoa, Rotifera, Eurotatoria, Philodinida, Philodinidae.